UCGAAGGAAUAUCCAUAUUUAAUCAUAUAAAAUACACUGUUUUGGUAUUUUAAGUUUGAAUAUAACAAUAAAAUAUUAACGUAAUAAUACAAAACCAUUUCUUUAUUCCCACGAUUCUCCGAAGCUAAUGGGUUUUUAAUAUCUCAUAGAAAAUUAAGACGGCAAAUUAUAAACAAACUGCAAUGUCAUACAUGUACAGGAUAUAAUAUCAUCUCAUGAACUUGAAAAGUAAUCUUGUUUUGAUGAGACCAAAACUUAUAAACGUAACUGCAACCAAUUGAACGUAUGUUAAGGCUAUCGUGUUGUCUAAACUUGCCAGCAAUGUCUCGUUGUAUGUAUUUCCGUUUGUCAGUACGUAUAUAACAACGACACAAACCAGUUGUAGUGUCUACCUGAACGAGUCGUGACAGCUUCAAAAACCUGUCCUGCAAAUAUCAACGUAAUAUAUUACGCAUAUUAAUAAGGCUUAACGUCAGAUUAAAGCUCAUUGUUGUUGUACACUAGAAGUAAAAUUAAAAAGGUGCGUGGGAUAAGCAAAUAUGCAUUUCCGCGUCUCAUCAUUUUCAUCUGUGGUUAAUUUAAUAGUUUUGGUUCUACAUCUGUCAUGUUUCAUAAAAAAUAUUUCGGCAUCGGAAUUUUCACUUUCUUCUGCAGAUCAAGACAGUAAAGCUGAAUUAGUAUCAGCAAUAACUCUUUCGGAUGAUAACAUAUUCACCACGGUACCAUCGAUACUUGGCCAAGAAGUGAAUGAAACCAGUUCAAUACUAAACCUCGAAGAAGAGCCGAUUAUUGAAAAACUCUUUACAGCAGAUGAUUCAAUAAAGGUGGAUGGUGAACUAAGCAUCGAAAACUUACCUUCUCAGACAGAUAAUCCAUUAGACCCAAUCAAUUUCUACGUACAAUCCCAAACAGAAGUUUCAUAUGAUGUAAAUGAUUCCACGAACACUGAAAAACCAGAUUUGGAGGUUUCAUACGUCGUAAAAAAUGAGUCAGUCACAAAAACUACGCAGCCAGCUGAGUUUUUAACCAUAGGUAACAAAGUUGCUGAAAACCCAUGGAUACAGAGGAUAAAAAUUUCCAAAUCUAGGAGCCUUGAACUUUCCCGACAGAAAGAUACCAUCAAAAUGUUUUCUGGAAGACCACUUUUGUUGGGUCAGAUUAUCUCAAACGUCUUAUAUGGUGCUCCUUGGUUGGCUCCACAARCAAAUUUAAAAUGUGCCAAUGACAUGAGACUAUACAACAUACACAUGCAGAACUUGACAAUGUGGGCAUUUCGAAUGUUAGACGCCACAUCAAAAGGUCCUGAAGGACUUGUAGACGCAAACACAUUUAGUUUCGGUAAUUUCGAUCAAUGCAUUGAAACAAAAUCUAAAAAUCUCGAUAUAUCUGGUGGAUACUCAUUARUAGAUAUUAAUUUUCAACCAAGUAUUCAAGUAUACCCUGGAUUCUAUAAUAACGACCACUUGAAAGAUUACGAACCAUUUGACCAAGAUGCAUCGACAUGGGAAGCACUGAAGCACAACGUGCAAGAGGCUUAUGUACAAAGGCACAAGUUUCAAUGGGGCGUGUGUUUACCAGAUACUUGUCAAUCAGAAGACGUCCAAAAGAUCGUGAAUAACGUAUUAAUACCAGAAAUGAACCGUCAUGGAUUGGAAGGUAAUGUGACCAUUGACCCAUUGUUGCACACUUCCAAAGAAAAUUUGUAUAAAUUUACUGCGGGUUUCUUCUUUGUCUGUGCACUGUACGUGAUGAUCGGACUGCUUGUCGUCGUAGGAACCUUAUAUGAUUUUAUUUUUUUACAUUACCGACCAAAAUCUGAACAUGGACCAAUGAAAAAAAUCAUGAAACCAUUUUCACUUAUCUCAAACUUGGAAAGACUUAUGAAACCGUCGGAGACCGAAGAAUUUUCAAUUAUAAACGGAUUUAAAGUAUGUGCAAUUCUACAGGUCAUAAUUGGUCAUAGGUGGUUUAUUGAGCUUGGAAACCCACAAUCAAAUCCCAAUUUCACUCAUUGGAUGGUUCACAAUUUCUGGUUGGGCUAUUUUAAAUGCACCAUAUUUUUGGAAACAUUCUUUGUAAUUAGUGGAUUUCUCACUUUCUAUCUAAUAACUAAACAACUUACAGAAAAAAAACAUUUGAACUUUAUACCCAUAAUGAUUUAUAGAUGGUUGAGAAUAUUUCCAGUGUACGGAACACUAAUAAUCACAUAUAUUUUCAUACUUCCAUAUUUAAAUAGUGGUCCUUAUUGGAGGAUGAUUGUGUACAAGGAAUCAGAAAGGUGUCAAAACAACUGGUGGACAAACGUACUUUUUAUCAACAAUUACGUUCACACUGAUGAAUUGUGUAUCAUACCCGCAUGGUAUUUAGCUUGCGAUAUGCACUUCUUCAUAGUUGGCACAUUACUCACUUAUGCAAUUUGGAAGUGGAGGAAACAAGGGCUGAUGAUACUUGGAGCGUGUUUGACUUUGUCAACAGUAAUUCCUGCCUAUAUAAUAAUAAAUGAAAAUCACCGGGGAACGGCUGAUAUUACUCCACAAAAUCUUAAAGAUCUCAGUAAAGAAAGAUUCUACACUGAAGUUUAUAUUAAAAGCCAUAUGAGGUCAAUGACUUACUUUAUUGGAAUCUUGGCAGGAUACAUGUACACGAGGUUAAAGGAAGCCGAUUACAAGUUGUCAUUGAAAAGUCGUAUUUUUUGGGCUCCAGUUGUUCUUAUGAUUGGCAAUAUUAUAUACUUGAGUUCUGGAACAUUCUUUACAUUAGGACACCGAUAUGUAAAUUACGAGCACGCAAUAUACUUUACACUCGGACGACUUGUGUGGUCUAUUCUUAUCUCSUAUGGGAUUAUUGGUCACGGACUCUCCGGAUUUGGGGUUUGCAUCAGCGGCUUUUUAGGUCAUCGAGUUUUCCAUGUUCUAGGAAAAUUAGUUUUUUGCAUUUACAUGUACCAAGAAAUCAUUCAACUCCAAACGAUUGGAGCCAUCCAGACACCUACAUACCAAAGCUUAACAUUAAUGUUGUUAGAGGUCCUGAAAAGGACCGUUUUAUGUCGUACUCCGUUACAUGUCAUCAUACCCAAAACUAAAAUGGCUUCGAAAUAA
Messenger RNA from Diuraphis noxia (Russian wheat aphid), 3098 nucleotides. RefSeq names its product nose resistant to fluoxetine protein 6-like. The record is from RefSeq and is a predicted model, not a curated record. Gene Ontology annotation, molecular function: acyltransferase activity, transferring groups other than amino-acyl groups. Lineage: Eukaryota; Metazoa; Arthropoda; Insecta; Hemiptera; Aphididae.